ACACAUGACGGAGGGAUGGAACUGUCCCGACCGCACUGACCAUUUGCAGGAGCGUCGGCGGUGGGGAAGCACUGCGGCCACGGUGCACCUCCACAGACAGACGCGCAAAACUCAACACAUAUACAAAAAAGCAAAACUUCUGCUUAUAACACUUCCGUGUUCAAAAUGGCUGACUCUAUGCAACCGGGCAACGAAGGCGACGGUGCUGAGAAUAUGAGAGGUUUUGCCAGGCAAGGCGCGCUGAGGCAGAAAAACGUCCACGAAGUAAAAAAUCACAAGUUUAUCGCCCGUUUCUUCAAGCAGCCGACCUUCUGCAGCCACUGCACGGACUUUAUCUGGGGAUUCGGAAAACAAGGAUUCCAGUGUCAAGUCUGCUGCUUUGUGGUGCACAAGCGCUGCCAUGAAUUUGUCACCUUCUCCUGCCCUGGAGCAGAUAAGGGUCCUGCCUCAGAUGACCCUCGGAGCAAGCACAAGUUCAAGGUGCACACAUACUCCAGUCCCACCUUCUGUGAUCACUGUGGAUCGCUGCUCUACGGCCUCAUCCACCAGGGAAUGAAAUGCGAUCAUUGCAUGAUGAACAUUCAUAAACGCUGCGUGGCCAAUGUGCCCAGCCUAUGUGGCACUGACCACACGGAGCGGAGGGGGCGGAUCCAGAUCGCCGCCGAGAUCAAGAACAGCAUGCUGCACGUCUCCGUUAAGGAGGCAAAGAACCUUGUGCCCAUGGAUCCCAAUGGUCUGUCUGAUCCUUAUGUCAAGUUGAAACUCAUCCCAGAUCCAAAGAGUGAGAGCAAGCAGAAGACCAAGACAAUUAAGUGUUCUCUCAACCCGACGUGGAAUGAAAACUUCACCUUCAAUCUGAAGGAGUCUGACAAGGACCGCAGGCUGUCUUUGGAAGUGUGGGACUGGGAUCUGACCAGUCGGAAUGACUUCAUGGGGUCCCUGUCAUUUGGGAUUUCUGAGCUGCAAAAGCAGGGAGUGAACGGCUGGUUCAAACUGCUCAGCCAGGAGGAAGGAGAGUAUUUCAACGUGCCAGUCCCACCCGAGGGGGAAGAAGGCAACGAGGAGCUCAGGCAGAAGUUUGAGAGAGCGAAAAUUGGCCCGGGCACAAAGAAUGCAGAUAGUUCCUCUACCAACGUCGUGCCCAAAUGUGACAAGAACGGCAACCGGGACCGCGUCAAGCUGUCUGACUUCAACUUCCUCAUGGUGCUGGGCAAGGGCAGCUUUGGGAAGGUGAUGCUGGCUGAGAGAAAGAAUACCGAUGAGCUUUACGCUGUGAAGAUCCUGAAGAAGGACGUUGUCAUUCAGGAUGAUGAUGUGGAGUGCACCAUGGUGGAGAAGAGAGUUCUUGCUUUGUCAGGGAAGCCCCCCUUCCUCACUCAGCUACACUCCUGCUUCCAGACCAUGGACCGCCUCUACUUCGUGAUGGAGUACAUCAAUGGUGGGGACCUCAUGUACCAGAUCCAGCAGGUCGGAAAGUUCAAGGAGCCUCACGCCGUGUUCUACGCUGCUGAGAUUGCCAUCGGUCUCUUCUUCCUCCAUUCAAAGGGCAUCGUGUAUCGGGACCUCAAAUUGGAUAAUGUGAUGCUGGACUCGGAAGGGCACAUCAAGAUCGCCGACUUCGGCAUGUGUAAGGAAAACAUGUGGGACGGCGUGACCACGAAGACCUUCUGCGGCACCCCCGACUACAUCGCGCCCGAGAUCAUCGCCUACCAGCCGUACGGGAAGUCCGUGGAUUGGUGGGCGUUUGGGGUCCUGCUGUACGAGAUGCUGGCUGGACAGCCCCCCUUCGACGGCGAGGACGAAGAUGAGCUCUUCCAGUCGAUCAUGGAGCACCAUGUGUCCUACCCCAAAGCCAUGUCCAAGGAGGCUGUGGCCAUCUGCAAAGGGCUGAUGACCAAGCACCCGGGCAAGCGGCUGGGCUGCGGCCCCGAGGGCGAGCGUGACAUCAAGGAGCACGCCUUCUUCCGCUACAUGGACUGGGAGAAGCUGGCGAACAAGGAGGUCCAGCCGCCAUUCAAGCCCAAAGCAAAGAAUAGGAAGGAUCCCAGUAACUUCGACAAGGAAUUCACCAAGAUGCCCAUUGAGCUGACGCCCACAGACAAGCUCUUCAUCAUGAACUUGGACCAGAAUGAAUUCCAGGGAUUCUCCUACACCAACCCUGAGUUCGUCAUCCAGGUGUAGCCUGCUAGUGUUCUCCUGCGGGAUGAUUCUUAUGUCCGUGUGUGUGUGCGCAUGUACUCUCAGGGGGCAGCCUCUCGUAUCGGCUGGGUUUCCUGCAGCAUCUCUACACCGUCUCUCAGUCACCUCCUGCCAUGUCUCCUGCCCUCUUGAUCUCGAGCAAUGCUGAACAAAUUCGAUCCUCCCAGAUUUAAACACGUGACAUCAUGGACGGCCUCUAUGAGGCAAGAGACUUCUGUGGCCUCGCCUUUGAAAUGACCCUCCUGAGUGUUUAUUUACUCAUUUUAAUGAAGUGGACUCACACCUGCUUCUAUGGCCGCUUCCGCCGGACUUCAACCAUUUAUAUGCCAGUUUGUGCCGCAGGAACAUGCAAAAAAAAACAAAAAAAACAUAGAUUGACCUUUUCCUGCUUCCAAAGCAACAACAUGGUGGACGUCAGUUAUCAGACUUAAGGGUUUCUGUAUUCAGCCUGCAUGUUAAAGUAUGAAGAAAUGUUCCUUUUUUCAUGCGCGAUAUUACCAUUUUUUUUUAGUACAGUUUUCAAAAAAUCCCUUAAUAUCACUUACUGGCUAAUUCAAAUCCUAAUGUCUUCUUUGAUUCUAUCGGGAGUAUUUUAAUUCAUUUUUUUAAUAUGAAAAUGUCACAUCAUACUACUGCCACUAACCAUCGAUGGCUGCCUGUGGCUGCAAUGGCCAGGAAUCCUGAUGGCUAAAGGGCUGUGGUUCCUUUUUUCCCCUAAGAGUCUGUCCCAGUGUUAAGUGCAUUGUAAGUAUGUUUUCAGUGCAAGAUCAGUGCAGUGUCAGACAUAAAAACACAGUUGAAUCUCAACAUGGAGAACCUUUGCUCUCUGACACAGAAAAAAAUGUCUUUAGUGAAGUGCUAGAUCUAUGCAUGCCCUUUUGGUUCCUAGUCUGAUAUUUAAUGUUAGUACUGUACAUCAGAUGUUACUGCUGAAACUGGUGAAAUGGUCAGCUGUGUGUAUUUAAGGACAAUUCUGACGUCUUCCAGUAAGUAACCACGAGCAGGAGUUGUUCAGAACAUGAAAUGUGCAGAGAUAUUGUGCAGUUCAGUUUCGUCUGUACUGUGUGCAGGAUCAGAUUGAUUUUAGUGCUUCCCUCUCUGUCUUACAUCUAUGAAGCUUGUUCUUUGAGUUGUGUGAGGCGUAGCCAUCUGGGUGUUUAUCUGAACACAGUUGAUGGAGUAGGUAUUGGGGGGGGGGGGGUGGGCUGCUGUGAAAUCCUUACGCACUCCAGGGUGUCAUUGGCAGCUAAUGGCGGUAAUCGGUGCACCGGCAUCUUCCGCACGUAAUCCACUGUUUACGGACGAGAGUCGGACCCAGUUUCAGGGAUGCACUAAGCGCAAAAAAGGACACAAUUUGGAUGCUCGGUGGUGACCUGCUAAUCACCAGAGAGACUGAACGAAUGCCUGCUUCCCUUAGUCACACCAGCUUUUUAUAGGUCUUUUUGUAAUAAGAGAAAACCACCCAAAACUGCAGACUGAACUGUUUUCAUGUUAUUAAUUCCCAUUUUAAUCCACAGUUAAAAACAAAAAAUCUGACAACAGACAUGAGUCUCGGUUAUUUUUGGGCUGCAAUUAAAUCAAAUUUAAUUUUAUCUAGUUUCUUUAGCUGAUUCUCUUCGUAAACUAGAAUGACUCCCGUCAGUGUGAUCUGUGCAAUGACAAAAAUGACUCCUCUUCUAGCAUAUCACCUCAGCUGUGUCACGUGCUGGGAAGUGGAUUUCUAGUACUGCAGCAUGUACGUUUCCCUUACUUUUUCUUUUUACAGUUAUUUAUUUAUUUUUCCUGAAGUCCUUCGCUGGUUUUGAUAGUAAAAUCAGAGUUCGGAAUGGUUUGAUUCUGUCAGUGCACAGCCGGGAAAUGGAUGUGACAAGGGGUGUGAAAAGUCUCAGAAAUUGCUGGAUUAAGAGGAAAUAUUACAGCUUGCGACAAGGACUGAAAUGUAUACGUGUUUCCUGCAGAUGAUUUCCCGCCAUUUAAAAUUGAAAGCCAAAAAGAGAAACAAAAACAUUACUAUGCAAGAUGGAGUAUCCUCGGUGUUAGUGCAUCUUAGAACAAACUCUUUACUAGAGGCCGUUUCUUUGGACGAUGAAGAAAAUCGAGAGCUGCAUAUUUACUUCCUGAACUACGAAAUAUGUUGCAUGUUCUGUAAUUUCUGGUAUGUAAUACAUUAUACGGAAAUUUCCCAAAACCUGUUUGUGUUUUUCUCUGGGCCUUUUCUUAAAGUGGGAGUGGUGGGGGACACAUCCACCACCAAAUAAAAUAAGGGAAUGUGGAAUUCGUUUGUGUGAGCAUUCCUGUCCGUGUUUGCGUGUGAGUAUGUUGGUGUUAAUGUGUGAGCAUUUUUGUCCGUGUUUGUGCGAGUGCUCCACUCUAAAAUGUAAGGAUAACGUUUGUCUAAGGAAAUGAAGACGUUUAUUUGUCUGUGUGCACCUCCGUUUGUCAGUGUUUGUGUGAGUGCUCCACUAUAAAAUCAACUAAGAUUAACAGCUGACUAAGAAAAUGUUGGUAUUUGUGAACUGAGCAUUUAUAUCACUUUACUUAAAGGGGGCAGAAGUAACUUAGUAACUCAGUUACUACUCAGGUACAAAUUAUGAACAAAUAUAGUAACUUUAUGAAAUAAUGAACCAUUAUGAUUGACUAAUGAUGAACGAACACAGGAUCAGUAUGUAACUAACACACAGUUCCUGGGUAAUUAAUACAGUAAGUAUUAGUGUACUACUACAUUAUCUGUGCCCUCAAGUAAAGUGUUACCCACUCUU
Molecule: messenger RNA, 4958 nt
Organism: Brienomyrus brachyistius
Lineage: Eukaryota; Metazoa; Chordata; Actinopteri; Osteoglossiformes; Mormyridae
Product: protein kinase C beta type-like
Exons: 17
Coding region: 166-2181 (671 amino acids)
Biological process (GO): protein phosphorylation
Molecular function (GO): zinc ion binding; diacylglycerol-dependent serine/threonine kinase activity; ATP binding
Source: RefSeq, a predicted model, not a curated record